AUGAUGGAGUCUGAAAAGAAAGAGCCAAGGAAUCUUAUGAAGCUUCUCGAGAAAUCUACAGGAUUCUAUGGAGUAAUAGAGUUUGACAAUGAUGGAGUUCCACCUUUACAUCCAGAAGAAACCCAGAAUUGUUGGAGCCUAGUGGCACUAACAUUAACUGCCAUUGCUCUUGCGCUUCCGAAUAUUGCAAACUGCCAUGUCAAGGGGUUGCUUUCAAGUAUGAAAGAAGGUCUCCAAUUUGUAAGACAUAUCGAAGAAAGCCUCAAUGCAAACGAAGAGUUGGUAAAGGCAAGAGAAGCAGCUAGACAUGUGUGGACAGACGUUGAAGUAUACUGCAAGUGGCUAGAAAUUGAUCUUCAAAAGAAGGCACGUAAAGGCGAAACAUCACAGAAAAUUCUUGAAUGGUUGGGUGAGGAAGCAGUGAAUAUUGUCAUACAGUUCAAGACAAGGAAGAAUAUUAGUCUGGAUCACUCACGUUGUGAGUUCAUUGCUGCAAGUUCUAUGUACCGGAUCAGCCAAACUAUACUGCUUCACUGCCAUGAGCAAGAAAAUUGGCUAACAGAUGAAGAACUUUUUGAGUGGAUAUCAACCAUAAUCGCAGAUCUGCUAUGUGCUUGCUUACCAACUUCCCACAUGUCAUAA
This is a messenger RNA of Lactuca virosa, 642 nucleotides long. The record is from the annotation of a GenBank genome assembly. Lineage: Eukaryota; Viridiplantae; Streptophyta; Magnoliopsida; Asterales; Asteraceae.